AUGUCACCACGAACAGACCAUGAAAAGGCCACGAUCGAGCACGUUGACGCUGUCCGAACCUACGGAUCCGACGAGGAAUCCAAGUCAACAUGGCAGACGCUGAAAAGUAAUCCGAAAAUCAUUGCGCUGUGUUUCUUCGCAAAUGUCGGCCCGUUGAUGUACGGCUUCGACAAUCUGGCUACCUCGCUCUGUCUCUCCAUGCCUGCUUUCGAACUUCAAUUCGGAGAAAUGGUAGAUGAAUCGCCCGUAAUCGCAGCCUGGUGGCAGUCCGUCUGGAAUGCAAUGGGCCAGAUUGGAACUAUGCUGGGUGCAGUGGCCAUCGGCUUCAUCGCCGACCGGUUUGGACGGAGAGCGUGCUUCGCCAUCUCGGCGGUCUUUUCUGCUGCUGGUAUCGCAGUUUUAUAUAUAUGCUCUACGCCUGGCGUCUUUCUUGCGGGGAAGACGAUUAACGCUUUGUCGCUGGGAAUGGCCAUUUCUGUUGGCCAGACUUACAUUGCCGAGAUCACCCCUGUCGCUAUGCGUGGCAUCGCUCUUUCAGGAUUCACAUUUAGUAUGAAUCUGGGGUAUAUGAUUGCGGCUUCGGUCGCUUUCAAACGGCUGACUGUUAUGGAUGCAUCCGCUUACCGGGUCCUGUUCGCAGCAGGAUGGGUCUGGCCCGGUCUAAUGCUACUCCUAUUCUCCAUAAUCCCCGAGUCCCCCUUCCAUCUCGUCCGACAAGGAUCUCGAGACAAAGCACGCAAAGCCCUAAUCCAGCUCUCGCCAAAGGGAGCAGACAUCACCACACAGCUCACAGCAAUAGAGUGGCUAGUCGAAGAUGAGCGCUCCCUAGCUAACGAAGCCCAAUCCGCGUCCUUUGUCGAGCUCUUCAACAAGGAUAACAUCCGCCGAACCAGGAUAAUCAUAUACUGCAAUGCCCUUAACCAGAUGAUCGGGGCUACUUUUAUAGGCAACGGGCCGUACUUUUUGAUCUCUGCGGGUCUGCCCUCUUCGUCAACGGGGAUGCUUGUUGAGAUUGGAAUCGCGUUUGCUAUCUGCAGUAGUAUUAUAACGUGGUUCCUCAUUCCGCGGACGGGGAACCGCACCCUCAUGCUCUGGGGGACGGCCGGGUCGGCGUUAUUUUUCAUUAUAAUCGGCGUCUCUGGGUGCUUUUAUACGAAAGCAGCAAAAUGGACAACCGGAAUAGGCCUCCAAUUAGUCUGGUGGUCAAUCGGGCCCUGCAUCGGUCCUGCAAUGAGUGUCGCGGGACAGGUAUCGCAGGCCCGUCUUCGUGCGAAGUCCCAGUCGCUGGGGUUCGGGUUUAACUACUUCUUCUCUGCUAUAUGGAACGUCUGUGUGCCUUAUAUGUUCAAUACAGAUCAGGGGAACCUUGGUGGCAAGAUGGGGUUUAUCUACCUUGCUACUGCUGUUAUUGCCUGGGUUGCUAUCUUCUUUGAUGUCCCGGAGACGAAGGGGCGGUCGUUUGCUGAGCUGGAUGAGAUGUUUCAGCUGGGAUUGCCUGCUAGGGGGUUUAAGACUUGGCGGGAGGCUGAUGUUGAAUAG
This is a messenger RNA of Aspergillus versicolor CBS 583.65, 1539 nucleotides long. RefSeq lists its product as uncharacterized. The transcript has 5 exons. Bases 1 to 1539 code for a protein of 512 amino acids. Lineage: Eukaryota; Fungi; Ascomycota; Eurotiomycetes; Eurotiales; Aspergillaceae. Gene Ontology annotation, molecular function: carbohydrate:proton symporter activity. Gene Ontology annotation, biological process: carbohydrate transport; transmembrane transport. The record is from RefSeq and is a predicted model, not a curated record. Gene Ontology annotation, cellular component: membrane.